Molecule: messenger RNA, 1284 nt
Organism: Centruroides sculpturatus (bark scorpion)
Lineage: Eukaryota; Metazoa; Arthropoda; Arachnida; Scorpiones; Buthidae
Exons: 1
Coding region: 1-1284 (427 amino acids)
Source: RefSeq, a predicted model, not a curated record
AUGCAGAGGACCCACCUUUAUAUUAGUGUAGAGAAAUGCAGAGGACCCACCUUUAUAUUAGAAAAAAGGUUGCACGAGUAUUUAUCCUCACACCUUGAUGCUGAUAGUCUAGUGGCACAGGGUCCUCUUGUUGUUGUCAAGGAAGUACAAAGUAUAUCUUUAAUGGAAGAUGAAGUGAUUGAUGUAAUGAUUGAGUCUUACGUGGAUGCGUUAUUAGAUUUCUUGUACAUAAAGAACUCCCAGUUGCUUCUUUACACACACGAGCUAGAAGAACUUGCUAACCUAGUAUGCUAUGAGUCGUGCUUCACGUUUUGUGGUCAAGUCUACAGACAAAAAAGAGGGGUUCCGAUGGGAAGUCCCCUCUCAGGAAUCCUUUGUGAAUUAGUUGUUAGAAGACUAGAAAGAAGGGUUCUUUGUAGAUUCAAAGAAGAUAUCGUAUAUUUCAGCAGGUAUGUGGAUGACAUCCUUAUCUUAUGGAGAAAUAAUAGUAGGGUACAUGAAUUUAUGAGUAGAAUUAAUGAUAACAAUGAUGGACUUAAAUUGAGAUUAGAACAAAAGAGUACUUUUAAUGUGCACUUCUUGGACAUUAAUAUCCGGUUUAUGAAAGGGCAUUUGUCCACAAGCGUUUAUACUAAACCUACACACACCCCAUUGUACAUACCCUCCCAGUCCAUGGAUCCAUAUCAGUACAAGAUGGCAGCCUUCCGAACGUUAAUAAGGAGGAAUAAUUUAUAUUGUGACCGAGUCGGUGACAGAGCGAAGGAGAUUGAUAGAGUAUUGCAGGUGGCCCGGACCCUGGGUUACAGAAAAAGUGUAAUUGUAGGAAUGCUUAAGAAGUAUGAAAGGGGCAUAGUAAAAAAAACCUUAAGUAAUGUUCCUACUAGACUCAUGAAAUUUACUUAUAAUAGUAGUAUGAACAGUGUUAUGAAAGAAAUUGCUAGUCGAAAGGAAUCAAGAAUGAUUUUAAGAAGAGCCCCCAAUUUGUAUAAGAUGUUGAGAAAUGAUAAGGAUAGUAUCAAAGCGGAGGAGAAAGCAGGGGUGUAUAAGAUUCCUUAUGAGAACUUACAACUGGAUGUUAAAAAAAAUUAUAUCGGCGUCACCACCAAAAACUUGAGAGUAAGGCUCCAAGAACAUAAAUAUGUCAUAAGAAAAGCGUCUAAUUCAACGAUUUUGUCCCAAAUGGCGCAGGCCCAAGGCUCUGAGGUGAAAUGGGACGAGGCAACAAUCAUCAAACCUCAAACUUCUGUCUUCCCCAACUUUAGCAAUAACAGCGGAAAAGAUUGA